Eremothecium sinecaudum is the source of this 519-nucleotide messenger RNA. RefSeq names its product Yet3p (gene YET3). The record is from RefSeq and is a predicted model, not a curated record. Gene Ontology annotation, cellular component: endoplasmic reticulum membrane; endoplasmic reticulum. The coding region runs from base 1 to 519 and encodes 172 amino acids. The transcript has a single exon. Gene Ontology annotation, biological process: endoplasmic reticulum to Golgi vesicle-mediated transport; intracellular protein transport. NCBI's taxonomy places the organism in Eukaryota, Fungi, Ascomycota, Saccharomycetes, Saccharomycetales, Saccharomycetaceae.
AUGGCGCUAUACUAUCAGCUAGUAUUUGUGAUAUUGACGGUGGAGACAGUGGUGUUUACACUUUUGGCGCUUCCAUUGCCGACGACGGUGCGCCGUGGCCUGACAAGGAUGCUUUCCAGGCCGUUUAUGUCUCCGACGCUACAGACCGCUAUCAAGGUAGUACUUGGGUUUAUUAUGCUACUGUUCUUGGACACUUUGAACCGAAUGUACAUCAUCAAUAAGGAGUAUGAACAAGCCAAAGGUAUGAUGGGUUAUGCCCACGAUCGGAUUGAAAUCUUAUCUCGGAAGUUUCUUGCACAGCGUAACAUGUAUCUAACGGGUAUCACGCUCUUUCUGACAUUUGUGAUUGUGCGUACCUUUAACAUCGCCUUGGAGUUAUUUGCGAUGAAGGAUCGCAGCGCUGCAGUGAAAUCCACUCGCGAUGAAAGUGAGCGCGAAUUACGUGAACUAAUCAAAAAGAAGGAUGAAGAGAUUAGCCUAUUGAAAGAACAAGCUGCAGCUUUGGCAAAGGAUAUGUAA